AACGCUUAUUUCAGAGAAGAAAUAUUUUUCUUUACAGAAGAUCCUGACAAAGCGGCUUGGAUUAUUAUUUAUAAAAUACAAAGGACCUCAUAAGCAACGAUGUAUGCUAGGACUAAUACCGGCAGCUCACAUGGAGAUUUUCCUGACAGAAAUGGAGUGAAUUAUGUGACACCGACAGAAUCUUUUGGCCAUUGCUCCCAAUUAUUCUGGAAAAAGGAUCCACACGACUCGAGUUCAACCAUCAACUGGUGUGAUCAGCUCCCUUCAUCGUCAGCUGCGCUCUCAAGCUCCAGUCUCUCUUCAGCCUCUCUGUCCAGUUCCAGUCUCUCCUUAGAAUCCAGAGCGCCAGUACCAGCAACAUCCGCAUCGGAUGACAUGGAUUCAGAUGAGAGGCCAUAUGUCUGUGACUUGUGUAACUGCGCCUACAAACAUGCCAGCUCCUUGCUCAACCACAAGCUCACUCACAAGACUGGAGACUUCAGAUGCGACUUUUGCAGCAAGCCCUACACCAACUACAUGUCUUUGCGUAACCAUAUGCGAAUCCAUGGUCAGAAGCGCUACAUGUGUGAUCGUUGUGGGAAGGCCUUUCGUUUGGCACGGUAUCUCCGGAACCACCAGAGGAUCCAUGAUGAUGGGCCGAACCGAUUUGACUGCCCUUCCUGCUCCAAGAGUUACAGGACAAUGCUAGAGCUGGCUCAACACCGUUGUAGUGCUGCAACACCCAGCCAGUCUGGCAGUCGUCGUUCAAAUUUCUCUACCACACCUCGCCGUCAGCAGCAGCGGCAACAACAGCAGAACAAUGCCUCCUCCAUACUGCAAUCGCAGCACGGAGGACACAGUCAACAGGAACCUCUGCCCUCUCACUGCGUUUCCCCUAUGUCCCAGGGAGGCCAGAGUGGUGGCGUGAGCCAAUCUGUCCCUGAUUCUCACCAGGGCCGAGCCAGCACUGUGUCAUCCCAGAGCAGCCAGUCAAGUAUGAGGAGCUCAACCUCCUCCAAACACAUCUCCUCCUCCAGCACUACAGCACCAUCCUCCUACUCUCUUCUCCAGCCCCUGGUGCCUGAGGUAAAGGAGAUGAGCUUGGGAUACACUAGGCUGAGCGCCAAUCUCAUGCCGAAGCACCAGGACACUUUCUCCCUGACACCUCAGCGGCCCCUCACCACUAUCAACCCCAUUGGCCACUCCCUCCAUCCGAACGGAGCGACAACACUCAAGCCUUCACCCGUGCCACGUACCAUCCAGGCUAUGCCGUGGGAGCAGCGCUCGCUCUACAAUCAAUAAAAAUUCAGGAACCAGCGUCCCUCUUCAUCGCUCAUCCAACACACAACCCCCCACUCUUCUUUCCCUCGACUUUGCCGCUUCCAAAAUUUAAGGACUGAGGACAUCAACCACCGUUUGAAUGCCAGAGUGAGCUCAUUUUGGGACAUGCUUGUGGCAAUGGAAAACGGCAACCAUUCUGAACUAGUUGAGAUAAUUACUGAAUAGUUAGAUUUUUGUUUGUUUGUUUUUUUACAUCUCGCCCCUCGUGUAUGAUGCAUACUGGUCAUCAGUUAACAUCUGUGAUUUCAUUCAGAAUGAGUCUCCACACCUUCCUCUCCUCAUGGAACAUAAUAUAUGCUUCUGCUAAUUCUAUGGAUAUGAAAUCCAUUUGAAUGGAAAUAUUCCAUUGCCUGUUCAACCCAAUAUUUUCAAGACUUGUUCAACCCAAUAUUUUCAAGACUAGGCAGGUCAACAACUUUUUCCCGUUUGUUCUUUCUGAACUUCUGCAAUUUAAAAAAAAAAUGUUACUGAGCACUCUUACACCCCUCGACUUUGUGCCACAAUGUACAUACAGUGUACAUUAUUCAUAUCAGGACUACUGAAUGAAAUAUACAUCUUUAGUCUUACCCGUAGAUAAAUAUUGAGGAACUGCUGUCGUCGCAAGGAUACUUUCCAGACUAGUCUGCUCACACUUCAGCCCUUUCAUCAAUCUUUUAUACAAAUUGUACAUUUAUUUCAACAAGAUGUACGCAUUAUAAAGUCACAUUUGGCUCGUGGCUUGUACCUAAAAUCCAAAAGAGAACACUGAGAUACCUUUCAAAUUAAAGCACUCUGACAAAUUUAUACUUGUGACACUUAUAUAUUAAACGUUGUACUUUUCCAGAGCCAGUACCAGCUAGUAUGUUGUUGUGAGCCAGUUUCUGCCCACAUUACAAUUGCAUUUGGGAAAAAAAAGGUUUCUCUGUAGCUCAGGACCUACACACUACCCUAAAAUGGCUUAUUACGUGAUGAAAAAGCACCAGGGUAGAGUUUCAUUUCGCAGCUAGUUUGCUAAAUAAUUCCACAUACUGUACAUCUGUAGUUGGAUGUGACAGUGACGAGAUCCAGGUUAGUUUGAUAAAGUUUCACGAUGGAUCCUGUAUGUAGCUCGGUUACAUUUCUGUUAAAAGAUCCCAAAAUCCUACUGACAUUUUUUCUUUUAUUUCUAUUUUUUAUUAAUGUCAUGAUGUUUUCUCUUUCCUUGUUAAGUGUCUUGAGUAUUUAGAAAAGUACUAUACAAAUAAAAUGUUUUAUCACCA
Molecule: messenger RNA, 2558 nt
Organism: Hippocampus comes (tiger tail seahorse)
Lineage: Eukaryota; Metazoa; Chordata; Actinopteri; Syngnathiformes; Syngnathidae
Product: zinc finger protein 835-like
Exons: 6
Coding region: 100-1281 (393 amino acids)
Biological process (GO): regulation of DNA-templated transcription
Molecular function (GO): DNA-binding transcription factor activity, RNA polymerase II-specific; RNA polymerase II cis-regulatory region sequence-specific DNA binding
Source: RefSeq, a predicted model, not a curated record